Molecule: messenger RNA, 669 nt
Organism: Ostrinia nubilalis (European corn borer)
Lineage: Eukaryota; Metazoa; Arthropoda; Insecta; Lepidoptera; Crambidae
Product: zinc finger C4H2 domain-containing protein
Exons: 5
Coding region: 1-669 (222 amino acids)
Biological process (GO): positive regulation of neuron differentiation
Cellular component (GO): nucleus
Source: RefSeq, a predicted model, not a curated record
AUGACUGCAGAAAACGAACGUGAAAUAUAUCACAAGUUAGAAGCAAUGAAAGAGAUCAGAAACAAAACUAUAACACUGGAGCGGCUAAAACGGAGCAUCCUGAAUGAAGUCCGUAGCGGGGACCAGGAGGGCCGCUGCCUCGCGCAGUACAAGCGCGAGAUGGAGCUCCUGCAGCAGGAGAAGAUGAGCCACGUGGAGGAGCUGCGCCAGAUACACGCAGACAUUAAUGCAAUGGAGACAGUGAUAAAGCAAACGGAGGAGAGCAUGACGCGCAAGCUGUCGACGGCGUCGCGGCUGCACGAGGACUACCGGCCGCUGAAGGCCGAGGUGGACCUGCUGCGGCGGCAGUGCCUCGGGCUCGAGCGCCUGCCCGACCUGCACGAGGAGGAGGGCUCGCCCAUCACGCCCGACCGCUUCCCGCCUCUGUCGGCGGCGCCGGCGCGGCCCGCCGCCUUCCUGCCGCCGGCGCCGCGCAAGCCGCCGCCGCCGCCGCCCGCGUUCAGGUCUGCUCUCGACCAAGAUUUCCUUACCGUCUCGCUGAGGCAGCAGCCGCCGCCCAUGAAGUCGUGCCUGUCGUGCCACCAGCAGAUCCACCGCAACGCGCCCAUCUGCCCGCUGUGCAAGGCCAAGAGCCGCUCGCGCAACCCCAAGAAGCCCAAGAAGAAGUAG